CUUCUUCAUCUCUGCUUGGAGUUGAGAUUAUAUUUUCUUCGCUCGAUCUUUUACUUUUUCCGGUGAAAUCAAGAUCAAAGGUGUCUCAUCUCGCGCCGGAGGAAGUGAAGAUUCAGACUGAAAAAUGUUGGAGAAGAUCGGAUUACCGCCGAAGCCAUCUUUGAGAGGAAAUACUUGGGUCGUAGAUGCUUCUCAUUGUCAAGGAUGCACUUCUCAAUUCACUUUCAUCAAUCGAAAGCAUCAUUGCCGGAGAUGUGGGGGUUUGUUCUGUGGAACCUGUACUCAGCAAAGGAUGUCACUCCGUGGACAAGGUGACUCACCUGUGCGUAUUUGUGAACCAUGUAAGAAACUUGAAGAAGCUGCACGGUUCGAGUUGCGUCAAGGUUACAAAAAUAGAGCUGCUAAAGCAGGUGGCUCUAAGAGGACUUUAAAGAAUGAGGAUGAUGUUCUCAGUGAGAUUUUAGGCUCUGAUGUUGAUGUAUCUUCCUCAUCAGAAUCAGUGUCUAGUACAGACAGGAUUGCUUCUAAAGAAAUGGCAAGCAGCAGUAGUAACAAAGAUAUGGAUUUGGAUGAUGUCUCAGAUAGUCCUGAAGAUUUGCGUAAACAAGCAGUAGAAGAGAAGAAUUUGUACAGAGUUCUUAAAGGAGAAGGGAAAUCUGAUGAAGCUCUAAAAGCCUUUAAGAGAGGGAAGAAACUUGAGAGACAGGCUGAUGCGUUAGAGAUAUCUUUAAGAAGGAACCGGAAAAGGGCACUCUCUAUGCAAAAUGUUUCCGAGACGCAGAACAAGGCUGCUACGAAAGAGUCUAGCAAAUCACAAAAGCCUCCACGUCAAGGGGGUAAAGGAAAUGAUGAUUUGGCAGCUGAGCUGAGGGAGCUCGGGUGGUCUGACGAUGAAGAUAAAAAACCAGCAACUGUAAGUGUGGAGGGAGAAUUUUCUUCGCUUCUCCGUGAAAUUCCCCGAAAGGCUAACCCUCAGAAGAGUGGGGGAAUUGACAAAAGUCAGGUUAUUGUCCUUAAGAAAAAAGCCCUUGCGUUGAAACGUGAAGGGAAGCUUGCGGAAGCUAAAGAAGAACUGAAAAAGGCUAAAAUUUUGGAAAGGGAACUUGAAGAGCAGGAACUUUUAGGUGGGGGUGAUGAAUCAGAUGAUGAGCUAUCUGCACUUAUUAAUAGUAUGGAUGACGACAAAGAAGAUGAUCUGUUAGCUCAAUAUGAGGGGAGUCAUGAUUUCGACAUUAGUAAUCUUAUGGGAAACGUAGAUGAUAUUGGAGUUCAUGGUGAAUAUGAUGUCACAGAUGAAGAUAUGGAGGACCCUGCAAUUGCUGCAGCAUUGAAAUCUUUGGGUUGGACUGAGGAUCCUGGACACCGCGAGAAUAUCCACACUCAACCGUCUCCAAAGAACAGAGAUGAAAGUUUAGCUGAAAUUCAGACAUUGAAAAGAGAAGCCCUUAAUCUUAAACGAGCUGGAAAUGUCGCAGAGGCCAUGGCUACACUAAAGAAGGCAAAAUUACUUGAGAAGGAAUUAGAAGCUGCUGAUAUGUCCUCACUUACUGUUGAUACAACUGGGGCAGAGAAGGACACGAGUCUGAAAAUUGCUCCCAGAAGCAGGCUAGCGAUUCAGAAAGAACUUCUUGCAGUUAAAAAGAAAGCGCUUACUUUGAGAAGGGAAGGAAAGUUUAACGAAGCAGAAGAAGAAUUGAAGAAAGGAGCAGUUCUCCAAAAUCAGCUUGAUGAGCUGGAUAAUUCGUCAAAGUUAGCAGCCGCGGGAAAGGCCACUCGUGAAAAAGAACAUCUUGGAAAUGAUCUGCCUGAAAUUAAUUCUCUGGAUGAUGAUGGAGACGUAGAUGUAAAAGAUGAGGAGUUAAAUGAUCCGAAUUACUUGUCGAUGCUAAAGAGCUUAGGUUGGAAUGAUGAAGAUAAUAUUCCUCCAGGUUCUUCAUCAGAAAAAUCUGACCCAGUUAGUUCUCGACCAGGGAAAACAACAGAAACUCAAGGUGCAUAUGAAGUCCGUGUAACUAAACCAAGAAGAAGUAAAGCUGAAAUACAACGAGAACUCUUAGGGCUGAAAAGAAAGGCUUUAACUUUGCGACGACAGGGUAAUGUUGAUGAAGCAGAGGAAGUUCUCAACCAGACAAAAAUAUUGGAAGCUCAGAUAAUAGAGAUUGAUUCAGGUAAGAGUCUUUAUGCUGACAGUGAUCAGCUGAAAAGACAAUAUAAUGAUAUUGCUGCCGAUAGUGGGGUCAAUGGAGGAGAUGAUAAAGUUACAGAAAAUGAUAUGAAGGACCCAGCACUAUUGUCGACUCUUAAGAAUUUGGGAUGGGAUGAUGAAGAACCCCCAAAAAAGGAAGCUGCCUUUAGUUCUACACAAUCAACAGGUCCACGGAUAGCAGCCAAAACCAAGGGACAAAUCCAAAGAGAACUUCUUGACUUAAAAAGGAAAGCACUUGCCUUCAAGCGUCAAGGGAAAACUGGAGAUGCGGAUGAAUUAUACACCAAGGCCAGUGUUUUGGAGGCACAACUGGCAGAACUAGAAACUCCCAUGAUGGAGACGAAAGGCUCAGCUUCUGCAAUUAACCCUGAAAUCUAUAUGGACGUUGAUUUAUUAGUUGGAUCACAAAUGGAAGAGAAAGCCGUAAAAUCUGCUAGUGUUUCUCAUACUGCUCAAGAUAGUUAUGACUUGUUAGGAGACUUUAUCUCUCCUGCUAAAUCCGGUUCCUCUAGCGUUGUUUCUCAACCAGGCCAGCAGCAACCAAGUAUGAUGGAUUUACUGACUGGUGAGCAUUGUGAGAGGUCUCAAAUUCAUGCAGAAAAAGGAAUUGCUGAGAGUAAGUCAGACUUUGGUUCAGGAAACAAUCAUGGCACUGAACAAAGAGUGGCACGUGAAGAGCCAGAGCCCAGUAAUAUUCAAUCAGCUUCGGUUCAAAAUACAUCUCCUCAGAACACCCUCAAACAAGAAAUUCUGGCUCAUAAGAAAAAGGCAGUUGCGUUCAAGAGAGAAGGUAACAUGAGUGAAGCCAAAAAGGAAUUGCAACGAGCAAAAUUGUUGGAGAGGAGCCUACAAGAAGGAGAAAACCCCUCUCCUCCUGAAAAGCUCGGACGAGAUAAUAUGGUUUCUACAACGCAGGAUCCUCCUGCUCGAGAGAAAGAGAAUAGUCCUUCAAGUUCAGCCCCAAAGGCAUUGUCUGGUCGUGAACGUUUUAAGGUGCAGCAAGAGUCACUAAGCCACAAACGUCAAGCCAUGAAGCUUCGGAGGGAAGGUAAAAUGCAAGAAGCUGAAGCUGAGUUUGAAAUCGCCAAAACUCUUGAAGCUCAACUGGAAGAUUCAACAUCCUCUAAACCCGAACCAGUGGACGAUGUAGCAGUGGAAGAUUUUCUCGAUCCUCAACUCUUAUCUGCCCUUAAAGCAAUCGGAUUAGACAAUCCUAUAAACCCUCCAUCUGUGAGCAAAACAGACACAACACAGGCUGCUCUGAAACCAAACCCAGUGAAGGAGAGUAAUAAUAAUCAAGAGAGAAGUCAAUUGGAGGAACGCAUCAAAGCGGAGAAGGUAAAAGCUGUGACACUGAAACGUGCAGGGAAACAAGCUGAGGCAUUAGAUGCUCUGCGACGGGCAAAACUUUAUGAAAAGAAACUAAACGCUCUUGCUUCAAAUUGAUUUGGAUCUUCUCUUAAUUGGAUAUUUGUAACAUAACCGUAAAUGUUGCUGGAGUGUUUUAUCAGUAACCAUGUUUGUUGAUGGAAACUAGUAAACUACACAGAAGACUCCUAUUCAUUUGAAAUCAGAGUUUUCUCAUUUGCCUA
Molecule: messenger RNA, 3798 nt
Organism: Capsella rubella
Lineage: Eukaryota; Viridiplantae; Streptophyta; Magnoliopsida; Brassicales; Brassicaceae
Exons: 3
Coding region: 125-3652 (1175 amino acids)
Molecular function (GO): metal ion binding; protein binding
Source: RefSeq, a predicted model, not a curated record